GUUAGUCAACAAAUCGCCUCCGAUCUGUCAUUGAUACGUUAAAAGUUACAUUGUCAACAUUUUUUUUCUCCUAUUUCGUCGGUAACCUAUCCUAGAAUUUUGCACACGUCAAGCUCGGGGUAUUUCAACUUCAUUGUAUUAAAAAUUAGUCAUUUCUAUGGUAACUCGAUUUACUGUAAAACCAUCUUAACGGGAAAGUUGCGUUGCUAUACUGAGGUCAUUGCCGGAGCUGGUAGAGUAAUAGGUAACAGCAAUCAGCAUGUCAGCAACGAUCAACAGUACGCUGCGACUGCCGUGGCAGGACUGGCAGGUGGCAGUUGGUGCCGUUGGUGCGUUGGUGGCAGUCGGCUGAUAAUUCGACAGUUACGAGUCGUGGCGUGAAGCAGUCUUUACCGUCCUUGGCAGUCUGUGGCAGUCUGAUUUUCGUGUCGUUUGCAUCGCUCGCAGUACGGCUCCUCGCCAGUCGAACUACUUAUAUUUGCUCUGCUAGCAUCUAUUGUCAACACAAGACUGUUUUGUCAAGUCGAUUAAUCGUCAAUUAACGUUAACAAUGGCAUCGUACGUAACUGAUUUUUACAAUAGUAAAAGCGUUUUUAUUACCGGUGGCACCGGUUUCGUCGGCGUCUGCUUGAUAGAGAAACUUUUGAGAUGUUGCCCUGAUAUCAAGAAUAUUUAUUUGCUAAUGAGACCGAAGAAGGGAAAGCAGAUCAUGGAGAGAUUGGAGGAAUUGACGAAGAACUCGGUCUUUAAUCGAAUAAAGGAAGAGAAACAAACCGAUUUAUUUAAGAAAUUAAUCGCAAUUGCCGGAGAUGUUGGUGAAGAAAAUUUGGGAUUGUCUUCACAAGAUCGAACAACCUUAAUAAAUACAGUAGAAGUCAUUUUCCAUUCAGCCGCUACGUUGGACUUUGAAGCCGAUCUAAAGACUACAACAAAUAUUAAUUUAUUAGGAACUCGCAGAAUCGUCCAACUCUGUCGAGAGAUUAAAAGACUCAAGGCGCUGGUUCAUGUUUCUAGUGCGUAUGUUAAUGCAGUAUUACACAACGUCGAUGAAAUAAUAUAUCCUGCGCCAGCGGAUGUAAAUACAAUUUUAAAGCUAGUUGAUACACUAGAUGAUGCUACCUUAAAUUCCAAAACACCAGAGAUAUUAAAAAAUCAUCCAAAUCCUUAUACAUUCACCAAACAUUUGGCUGAACACGAAGUAUUAAACGGAGGUUUUCCAGCGACUAUCGUUCGUCCUUCAAUGAUAGCGGGAGCAUGGAAAGAACCAGUUCCAGGAUGGACAAUAUCAAAGAAUGGACCACAAGGUUUUAUAUUAGGUGCCGGUAAGGGUGUCGUAAGAAGAUUACCAGUUGCAAAACAUCUUAUUUAUGAUUACAUUCCAGUAGAUAUGGUCGUAAAUAGUUUGAUUGUUGCAGCUUAUAAUGUCGAUCGUGACAGCGACAAAGGGUUAAAGGUGUAUCACUGUACAUCUAGCACGUGUAACUCUUUCAAAUGGGAGUUUAUAGAAAAGGAAAUUAAUACCUAUUUACACAACUAUCCGUUACGAAGCGCCGUUUGGUAUCCAUAUCUCAAAUCUAUUCCUGCUUAUAUUUUGGAUGCAAUAACACGAUUAUGUGGAGGCCGUCCUAUCCUAGUUCGUUUGCAUACAAAUAUCAACAAAUCAUUAGAACGCCUUGAGAAAUUUAUCUUUCAAGAAUGGAGAUUUAAUAAUCCGCGCUUGUUACAGUUGCACGAAUCAUUAUCACUAGAAGAUCAAAAAUUAUUUACUCUUGAUAUGAGACCAUUAAUCUGGAAAGACUAUUUUACAGAUUUGAUACAAGGUGUCAGAACAUAUCUUCAUAAUGAAUCUCCAAAAUCUUUACCGAAAGCACAUUCCAAACAUAAAAUUCUUACGAUUGCUCAUCUGGGUUUACAAGCUGCUCUAUUAGGUUUGAUUUGGUGGCUGAUUAAAGUUUUAUUUGCUACAACGUGGACAAAAACUGGUUUAGUUGUACCAAUGACAUAUUUGCUAUUUGAUCAGUUAUAAAUAUUAAAAUAUACUAUAUUCCAGUAUAAUCUAAUAAUCCAUAAAUACUACUA
This is a messenger RNA of Acromyrmex echinatior (Panamanian leafcutter ant), 2079 nucleotides long. RefSeq names its product putative fatty acyl-CoA reductase CG8306. The record is from RefSeq and is a predicted model, not a curated record. Gene Ontology annotation, biological process: long-chain fatty-acyl-CoA metabolic process. Gene Ontology annotation, molecular function: alcohol-forming very long-chain fatty acyl-CoA reductase (NADP+) activity. Lineage: Eukaryota; Metazoa; Arthropoda; Insecta; Hymenoptera; Formicidae. Gene Ontology annotation, cellular component: peroxisome.